GGGGUGCCGAGGAAGGGGCCCAUGCUAACUCCUUCCUGAUGCUGUCAAUGCCUGUGCUUGAAAUUUUAUUUCUGGGCGGCCACCCGGGCAACUUGGAGAGGGCGAGAAAGGGUUGUCGUGGCUUUUGCACUUGGCUAGAGGCGAAAAUUCAAACCAGACGUGGGAUGUAACAAAAGCAAAGGGACCUGUGAGCAACUGGACGAGUUUCUUAGUUCAGCACGAGUUCCCCCCACAUACCCCACAUAAGUCAUAACUCAAGCUGUUCACAUUCGGUAUUUCAGGCUCCUUAGCUUUCUAAGCAGGUGUCGGUAGUUUUGAUCUUAAUAAGAUACUUCGGAUGCGUCAUACCGAGUUUUUUUGGCUUGUGGUUCUGAGCGCAAGGACGUAGGGAACAGUCCUUACCUCUCUUUAAGGGGGUGCCAGCUGCUGCUUUUCUGCUCUGAGCCCCAAAAGUAAUAGUUUCUCUGUGGAUGGGGGGAGACACAGCUGUGACUGUGGAAUAGAGAAAGGGAAUUAAUUCACUUAUUUUCCGUGCGCAGAAAUGUGCAGUGAGGGAAACACGCUGUGUUUGCGCGUCUCUCCGUCUCAGCCGGCAGGAACCCAUUCGAUUUUAUGCUGACGGUGUUUAUUACUAGCAGUGAUCAGGCAAAGACGUGACCUCUCACAGCCAGGCGGUGUAGCCACAGAGGAGUGAAUAUGCCUUAUGGAAUUAACACUGGGGUUUGGUUUUCAGUAGAGAAAAUGAGGCAGAAGGAAGCGUUAACCAAGCCCUUCCAUGGCGCAGCCCUUGUCUGUAGGACUCCGACCAGCCACGUUUACAUGUUUGAGAAUGGCAGUGGGGACUCGGGGGACUCCUCUGAGGACGAGUCCCGCAGUGUGUCUCUGCGGCCCCGGCGCACGGAACGCCAGAAGAAGGGCGCCCACCACCCUCAGCCGCCGGGAGCAGGGGACGUGGUGCUGCUGCAGCGGGAGCUGGCGGAGGAAGACAGCCUCAACAAGCUGGCUCUGCAGUAUGGCUGCAAAGUGGCAGAUAUCAAGAAAGCCAACAACUUCAUCAGAGAACAAGACUUAUAUGCUUUGAAAUCUAUAAAGAUUCCAGUGAAAAACCAUGGGAUCCUAACAGAGACUCAUAAAGAACUCAGACCCAUCUCCAGUCCGUCCCCGGAGAUCAGAGUGACCUUCGAAGAGCAGCCAGAUCCAGAUGGGAUGGCUGUAGGCCCCGCUGGCCUGUCGAGCCCGCUGACAGAUUUCUUCAAGGGCAUUGACCAGAAUAUCGAGCAUGUGGCGCAGUCAGAAAUCUUCCUAAGUGAAAGUUACUGCAUAGAGCCCUCCAGUCAGCCUCUGCUGCCGGCUUCUCCAAAGAUGCCAACAAAUGGUGCAGACUGUGGAAUUCAGUGGUGGAAUGCGGUUUUUAUUAUGCUCCUGAUUGGCAUUGUUUUACCAGUGUUUUAUUUAGUUUAUUUCAAAAUACAGGCUACUGGUGAGGUCUCCAGUAGCUUGAACACGACUGCUGUCCCCAAUGACUCCAUGGCAGUGAGUACAGUUCCAGAGCAAGCCCCCACCAGAUCUGUGGUUCCACUGCCCACCAUCCCCUCUUCAGACAGGAGGUUUAGUCCAACCAGCUGGGCAGGGAACUCGCCAUAGUUUGUAAAGAAUCGGAUGGUUUUAGCAGUUGCGCUCCUCAUGUGCAUCAGCUGACCUUGGCCACAUCUUCGGGUGCUGUAUUUCCUUUUCUCUGGUAUAUGGUCACGUUUUAGAAGCCAUAUGUUUUUUGAUAACACUCACCCUGGGGAAUAACCUUGCCUGAUCCAAGACCGUAGGAGCCAAAACAACAGUGCCCUUAGCAUCCUACAUCCCAAAAGGUGCACUGAGAGACAUUGACAUCUGACAGGUGCCAUUUCUUAAAGGCGCUACUGGGCAGGCAGUGUCUUCACAGUAACACUAUGGGCCCCCAAGUUAGAAUGGCCCUGGCCGGUGGACCUUCAGCACAGGAAUCCCUGGGAUUGGCAUCAGUCACCUGGCUGCCACCUAUGGUUGGUUGCAUCCCUGGCAGAAGUGCUGUGCAAUAGUGGUGCUCCCCCCUGUUUUAGGAUGCCAGUUUACGGUUGUAACAAAUCCUCCUUAUUGUAACAAACCCACUUUUUUUGAGGCAUUUCCAAGAUCAAAAAAGCCCUAAAUCCAAAAUUAUUAUAAUACUGAGUGGCAUUAGCUCUAUCCCUCCUGCUUCUAGAGCUACUUAGUCUGACACAAAAGUGUGUUUUAAGCUCUGCCUCAUGUGACCAGUUGGCCAAACUUUGGGGGUCGUCAUCUGCUGCUACCUGAGGCGCAUGCCCACAGCGAUCACUAACAGCAUUCUUGGAAGGCUCUGGCCGGCCGGUGGCGCUGUGUAGCUAAAGAAGGACAAGCGCCCAGCACUGCGCUCCCAGUCUCUAAGGCUGGUGUUGCCAAGAGCAGCAGCAGCCCCUGUGUGCACCUGGAAGGGUGGUGCAGGGAGAUGGGGAUUGCUUCCUGCUGCCUCCCUGACUAUUAGGAAUCCUAGCGCUAUAGCCUGAGAAUGGGACUCUGUUAAAAUGGAUCUCAUGGUCAAAGACCAGAGAAACUUAGUGGGGUCCUACAAGUAGCCCUGGCUGUUCAAGGCCAUACAGUGGACUGAUACCAUCUGCUAAGUUGGCCCAUCUCCCAAGUCAAGGGAACAGUGGUGCUAAGUGUGGAAGCUUGAGGGACUCAUGGGUUGGCCGCUGAGACCCUGCCGGUAGAGCAAGGGUAGGUGGAGAUGAGAGCCUGCUUUGCAGGAGCCCACCGUGAGCCCAUGGAGGGGGCUGGCUUAGCCUCAGUGAUGUUUCUCGAACGAAUGGACAACACUGAGCUUUGGGCAUGGUUUAUGGCGUAUGAUGCAUCAGGCUUCCGGUUAAACAGAAAAGGUCUCAUGUAGCGGAAGGAACAUGUAGCCAGAAGAGUACUUGGUGGGCUUCCAACCUCUUUCGCCUCUCAGUUCUGUGAAAAAAUGUGCCCCAGAUUCGACAAGCAAAUUUAAAGUAUCUUCAAAAUGAAAUCAUCUUUGAGACCAAAUGGUUUUCAGGAUAAAAUUGUGAACCUUUACUGAAAUGAUUUGAUCAGAGAAUGUUUUUCCAGCCAAAUGUUUGUGCUAGCCCCUUUGUGCUGCCCCCGAGGGGCACAGGUGUUUCAGCAUUUGUCACCAUUCACCUCAGCAGGCCGGGCAGAGUCCCUGGGGAGAAUGACUUGCCAAGCAAAAAAUGAGUAUCUGUAUCCUUUAUUUUUUUUUUUUUCAAAUGGAAUAAAACAAUUUCUUCUGUGAAGGACAACAGAUUCUUUCAUUAUUUGGGGUUUGGUAAUUCAGAAUUAAAAGAGAGAGGGCCAAGGUUACCCCAACAGGUUCUGAGAGAGUGGGAACCGCCCUUGCCUCGCUGCAAGGUCUGCCUUGUGCGCUUGGAAGUCCUGCUACCGGGCGAACACGGGACACCAGGCAGCUCGUUUUCUCUUUCCGUGGUCAGGCGGCGACUCUCCCAUUUCACUCUGGG
Molecule: messenger RNA, 3539 nt
Organism: Talpa occidentalis (Iberian mole)
Lineage: Eukaryota; Metazoa; Chordata; Mammalia; Eulipotyphla; Talpidae
Gene: LYSMD4
Product: LysM domain containing 4
Exons: 2
Coding region: 697-1644 (315 amino acids)
Source: RefSeq, a predicted model, not a curated record